Molecule: messenger RNA, 918 nt
Organism: Striga hermonthica
Lineage: Eukaryota; Viridiplantae; Streptophyta; Magnoliopsida; Lamiales; Orobanchaceae
Source: the annotation of a GenBank genome assembly
AUGGGCAGCUCUCUUGUUAUCCUCAGAUGCAACCUGGACGAGGAUUAUAGUUUGGAGGAGAUGAGUAGAGUGGAUGGGAAUGUCAUGUUUCUUCCUGGAUGCCACUGUCAAGCUUUCCCUUACUUUCGAUGGCUUCUUCCAUUCACCGAUGCUGGAGAUGCUUGUGAUCUGAAUUUUUUGAAGUGCCAAAGAAGAUCUAAAAUCCACGCCUACUGCAGAAUGACAAGGAGUUUACCAGAUGACAUCUUGUUUGACAUCUUCCUUAGGCUGCCAGAUAAGUCUCUUGUCCGCCUCAAAGUCUUAUCCAAACACUGGCACUUGUCGAUUUCUCGAAUGUGUGUUUGCCGGAGUAUAAAGCCUGUAGUUGGGCUGUUUCUUCUAACAUACAGUGCUCGUUCUACGGAUCCUCAAUUCAUCAUGAGAUCAGAUUUGCGUGUUUAUUCUUAUGUUAAAAUAGAUGGCCUGCCCACACAAGUCUCGGGGAGUAGAAUGAUUGGUAACUAUCUACCUCUAGAAGGUGAAGAGAAAGGACCAUCUUUAUUAUGUUGGGAUGACUGCUUUGGCUCUUUUGGGUUGCCAUUUAGAUCAGUUGCGGUUGAUCUGCUCGAUUGUUGUAAUGGCCUGCUCUUAUUUCUGGACUUAAAAUCCAGACUAUAUUAUGUCUGUAAUCCAUUGACCAGGCAAUAUGUGUCAAUCCCUCGUCCUCCAUUUUUGAUGCAAACAUUCUGUUGUGGUGCACUUGCAUUCGAUCCCUCUUGUGGGUCAAGUCGCUACAAAGUUGUACGGAUGGACUGGUCCCCAUACCGUGAUGUUCUUGUAGACAUAUACUAUUCGUUUGGGAGGCUUUGGGUUAGACGCGAACUAAAGGUGGACCAAUGCGUACGCAAUGGCAUAUUGUUGUGCCCGGCCUUCCUUUGA